Messenger RNA from Erigeron canadensis, 1071 nucleotides. RefSeq lists its product as uncharacterized. The coding region runs from base 104 to 973 and encodes 289 amino acids. The transcript is spliced from 4 exons. The record is from RefSeq and is a predicted model, not a curated record. NCBI's taxonomy places the organism in Eukaryota, Viridiplantae, Streptophyta, Magnoliopsida, Asterales, Asteraceae.
GUGAAAUGGGAAAAAAUCACAUCGCAAACUUUCAUAACAUAUGGGUACACUUUCCUCAAUAAAAACCAGCUUAAAAGAUUUAUUAUAAAGAGAUAAGCACAACAUGAGGAGGUCAUUCGGACCAAUGGGUGGAGGGUUGAUGAACACGGUUCACAGAGCCGUCAGGGCUAGCUCCGGUGGUCAUGGCUCACCCCAAGAUCCCUUCCAUCAUUCUAGUUCGACCACUAGUCAUGAUAAUUACAUCGGCAUCAACUCAACCAAUUCAAGACCCACUAGCUCGAACAACCUUUCUUUUUCAUCCAACCAUUAUCCCUCACCUUUCUCCUCAGUAUAUCACCCUAACCGGCCAAAUUCGAUGUCUCCCAUGAACGCCGAGGAAUACGAUGAUUUCGUAUUUUGUACCGUUCCAUCAAUGGACGAAGUUCACCAUGCAAUCUCUUCUCUACAACAUGUUCUUGAUCCUUCAGCCGGUUAUCGCGAAUCAGGGUGGGAACUUGAUUGGAUCGAGCCCUCAAUAAGUAUGUCACAGUCUCGUGGUUCUCAAAGCGUAUAUGAUGCUUUCCGUUUACUGCAAACUGAUAAUUCUGUUAAGAGAAUGGUGAUGUCUUUAUCUUCUGAUAAAUCUGUUUGGGAUGCUGUUAUGAAUAAUGAGGCGGUUCGUGAGCUAAGAGAUUCGAUCUAUCAAGCCAACAGGAGUGUAUCAGGAAGAUCAGGCGUGGUUGAAUCUUCUGACAGCUCGAUUCUAGUUUCUGAUAUUCUACAGUGGAUCUUGAUCAACAUAAAGGCAAAGGUGACGGAGUUAGUUGAGAAAACCACGGAGAUAGUGUACAAGUUGUUUCAGGCACAAAGAAAUGAGAAGGUUAAAGGAGAUGCUGCUGCCAAUGAACCCUUUGAGAAGAAACUACAAAGUUCUUUCUUGCUUACAGUUAUGGUUCUCUUGGUAGUAGUCGUGAGCCGGGCCUCCAGAUUUUAAACUUGUAUUUAUGUGUGUUUCUAUAUACAAUUUAGUGCAAACAGUAUGGAAAAUGAAACUAUUUUAUACUAAUAGAAAACUCUGCAUAAGUUUCAUUA